Molecule: messenger RNA, 9834 nt
Organism: Zophobas morio
Lineage: Eukaryota; Metazoa; Arthropoda; Insecta; Coleoptera; Tenebrionidae
Exons: 7
Coding region: 62-6001 (1979 amino acids)
Molecular function (GO): protein binding
Source: RefSeq, a predicted model, not a curated record
GUUUAGUAGAAAAAAAUUCUAGCUACAGCUUUUUCUUGCACUAGUGAUUUCAACUCUAGAAAUGGAAAAAUUCGAGAGUUUUAGAAAAAAAUGCGGAACCACGGAUAGAGGUAGAGAGUAUGAGGAUGUGGUUCUCGCUUCUGUUAUCCUAGAACUAGUAAAAGACGUCGCAAUAAAGAACUUUCAUGUUUCGUCAAAUGAAGAAGGGUUCGGAGCUUUUGAUGACAUAGUUAUUAAAACUGAGUUGGAUAACGGAAACGAAAUAAGAGCAGUACAGCUGAAACACACCGAAAAUAAAACGUUGUCCACAAAAAAUUUGAUGGCAAAAACAGGAGACUUCAGCAUUCUCAAAUAUUUCAAAAGCUUCCAAGAAAUAAAAAAAGAGGUUGACGAAUUUAUACUAUUUACCAAUAGACCAUUUAAGUGUGACAACAGCACAUCAUUUCAACUGGAAGAAGAAGAAUUUUCUAUUAUUCCUGUUAGUGUGAAAGCUGCUUCGGAACUUGCAGAGAUAGAUUGUGCGUAUCAGUUUAAAAUAAUAGAAGAAGAUUGGAAUGCUGAAAUGCUUCUCAAAAUUCGAGAAUACCAAAAGUUUUUUAGUAAAUUUUAUCUGUAUACCGAUCAAAAAAAAGUUGAAAGUCUGAAAAACAGUAUAGCUGAAAAAUUCAAAACUACAUAUCAUGUGGAUGAGGAAAUAUUCGAAAAAUUUCUCAAAAGAAUAACUGAUUGGAAUAUCCAAGAAGGCAACAAAGAAAAGCUGAACAAAAAGUGGAUGGAGCGUGUAAUCGCUCUACUGCUUCUAUCUUCCCAUAUUGAGCCGUUAUCUUCUGGCUCAGUUAAUGUCAAUUCCGUUAACGAUAAAAUGAAAAUAUUUCGAGAAGUCAUUUCCUUCUUCGACAUUACACUACUUGAAAAAGAAUCGUACGAAAAGCUUAAACCAGUCUGGGAUGACAUUAGAAAAGAAAAAAACUUUGACUUUAAAGAAUUAAAUAAAGUAAGACAAAGGUAUUUGCCAGCAGUCAGUUAUAUUGAUAAUAAUACAAACAUCGACAAAAUAGAUUCAAGAAUAUUUAUUCAACUAUUAUGGUUAACAGACAAGUGUCCAUUAAUAAUACGUCAACAUGAGCACGUCCAAAAAGCAAUCCAGCUCUGUCCCGGUAAAAAGUUCAUCCUAGUUGGAGAAGGCAAGGAUGAGAAGUGGAUGGAAAAUUAUGCCGUGUUCCAAAAUCUAUCAAACUUGAAAGAUAAAUCGGACUUACGUGAAAGAUUCAUGCAAAAUUUUACUAUAUCGAUCCAAGGAAAGGGAGAACUUAAUCUUGCAACAGCUUUUGAAAAUAGCGAAGAAUUCUUAGAAAGUGUCACAACGGACAAGGUGGUGGAAAUGCUACAUGGUCCGUGUUAUAUAGGGGGAGAAAAAGAGAUUCUUCCUGAACCUUAUAUUGAGCGGAAUCUUUCCCGAAAUAUUAUUAACAUUGAAUACCUAGAAAAAUUUUGGGAAAACACAAUUAUCAUUUUAAAUUGCGGCGAUAAUUUUGAUCAAGUUAAAGACAAAGUAAAGCAGUGUGAAUUAAUUGAUGUCAAUAACUUCUUACAGAUAAAAAAUCAGAAUUUUGAAAAUCAAACAAAUGAACUUUAUGCGUCUAGAUUCAACCCAACUCAAUAUAAAAAUAACUUUCAUUCGGAUAAAUCACAUUUUACCAACACAGUUUAUAUAAGUAAUAGCAAUUUUAGUGAUUUAGAACUAGAACAAAUUUACAAUGAAAAUAGAGAAGCCAAAAAAUUUCACUACUUUAAACUUUCCAGUGAUUGUAACCUACAAUGGGUUAAAAGCAGAGGCGAUGUUAGUGAUUUACAGGUAUUUAAGUUACAUGAUACUCGUAAAUACUGUACGAACGAAAAUAAACUGUGGUGUUCUCGGUUAGAUAAUAACAUAAAUCUGAUAUGUGGCGAUCCGGGCAUGGGGAAAUCCGAAUUGAUGAAAAACUGCAAAAAUAAAUGUUCACCGAAGCAUUGGACAAUUAUAAUUAGUCCUAACGACGUGCACUCAUUUUUUUACGAUUCUAAGUUUUCUAAAACAACUAAAUAUACAGAUUCAUUUGAAAAAUUUAUCGUAAAUGCAAAAUGUCGCUCACUCAAAAGAUUCGAACGAAGAUUUUUUGAAAUGUGUGUAGCGAAAAAUAAUGUUGUUUACGUUUGGGACGCGCUCGAUGAAAUUGUAGGAGAACAUUUAGAAGCCGUUUCGGAAAUAAUCCUUGGUUUCUCAGCAAAAAGUUUCCUUCAGUGGGUUACUAGUAGAAGACAUUUACAACCAUUUCUAGAAAAAAAAUUCAAUGUGUUGGCACUUAGUAUAAAUCAGUUUGAUGAACGAGAACAACAAAAUUAUGUAAGAAAACGUUUAGCUUCUUUCAUUUCUGCAGACGAAAUUGAGAUCGCCGUCGCAAAAAUUAAAUCAUCGUUCGCGAUUAUUGAACACGUUAAUAUCUUGGGGAUUCCGCUUCAAAUCUUCAUGGUUACUGAAUUGUUUCGUCAAAACAGUGGCAAAUAUUCGAAACUUAUGGAAAAUAUAUUUCUCUUGACUGAUUUAUACGAAUACUUCAUUGAUGAAAAAUUUAAUAAUUUUUUCAAACAAAAAUUGGGGUUUGAUUAUAAAAAUCCUCACAUGGUUAGUAGAAUUGGCGAAGAAAAACAGGAAAUUUUAGGUAAUUACGAAAGAGUGGCACUUAAAGUGAUAUUUUCGGAAGAAAUACUAAAACGAUUAAAUGUUGGUUGUGAACACAAAGAAAAAGAUUUUGAAAAAUGUGUGUCUAUUGGUCUUGUAAGUGAAUUCCAAAAUGAUGUGGCACAUUUCAUUCAUGGUUCCUUUGCUGAAUACUUAGCUGCAACAUAUUUUUCAAAAAAAUUAAAUAUCUUUUAUGAUAUACUGGGUGACUUAAUGUUCAAUGCAAAGUAUAAUAAUGUUCGUUUUUUUUUCGACAUGUUGUUAGUUAAAAAUUGUAAAGCUCACAUUGCUGUUUUAUAUAAGAAAUAUGAAUUACUUAAAAGUUAUGAUGACAAAACUUUAACACGCAAAGACAAAGGUGGUAGAAGUGCUUUACAUGUGAUUUCUUCAUGGGGACAAAGACAUCCGCGUAUAAAAAUAACGGUUGAAAAUGGCAAGUGUAUUGUGCAUGAAGACAGCAAUUUCGAUAAACAAGCAGAAACCGAAGCCUAUUUUGAAACGGUAAUCUUUUUGCAGAGCAAGAAUAACGUUGAAGAACACGAUAGUUUGCUACAUGCGACACCGUUGUCUUAUGCUAGAAAAAGUGAGAGUUUAGGGGCGGAAAUAAUAUUACUUCAAGCAAAAAAAAAUGAACUCAAUCAUCAGUCAAAUUCUCCUAACGAUAUGAUUAAUAUUUUAUAUUAUUCUUCUUUACUUGGAUACGAUAAACUAUGUGAGCUUUUUACUGUCCAAGAGAAGGAAACCAGGAAAAAUCGCCAGUACGAAACCACAUUUAUUACUGCGGAAAAUGCUGAAACACCUUUAUUAUUAGCGAGUAAAAGUGGUCAUCUGAAAAUUGUUAAGUAUUUGUUACAUUUAAAUGACGAAAUUAACAAACCCAAGAAGUUUGGAGAGACACCGUUUUACGUUGCGUCCGAAAACAGCCACAAAAAGUAUUUAGGCGCUGAAAUAAAUCGAGGUAAUAAACAGUGUGCGACACCCCUUUACGUAGCUUCCGAAAUGGGUCACGAAAAAGUUGUCGAAUACUUGGCGACAGCCGGUGCCGAAAUCAACCGUGCUAGGAAUGGCGGCUGGACACCACUUCACAUAGCUUCCUUCAACGGUCACGAAAAAGUUGUCAAAUACUUGGUGACAGCCGGCGCCGAAAUCAAUCGCGCAUUUAAUGACGGUGCGACACCACUUUACGUAGCUUCACAAAACGGUCAUGAAAAAGUUGUCGAAUCCUUGGCGACAGCCGGCGCCGAAAUCAAUGGCGCUAAUAAAAACGGUGCGUCACCACUUUUCAUAGCUUCCCAAUUUGGUCACAAAAACGUUGUCGAAUACUUGGUGACAGCCGGCGCCGAAAUCAAUCGCGCUAAUAAGAAAGGUGCGACACCACUCUACAUAGCUUCAGAAAUGGGUCACAAAAAAGUUGUCGAAUACUUGGUGACAACCGGCGCCAAAAUCUAUGGCGCUAUGAAUGACGGUGCUGCACCACUUUUCAUAGCUGCACAAAACGGUCACGAAAAAGUUGUCGAAUACUUGGUGACAGCCGGCGCCGAAAUCAAUCGCGCUCAGAAUGACGGUGCGACACCACUUUUCAUAGCUUCACAAAACGGUCACGAAAAAGUUGUCAAAUACUUGGUGACAGCCGGGGCCGAAAUCAAUCGCGCUAUGAAUGACGAUGCGACACCACUUUUCAUAGCUUCACAAAUGGGUCACGAAAAAAUUGUCGAAUACUUGGCGACAGUCGACGCCGAAAUCAAUUGCGCUAAUAAAAACGGUGCGACACCACUUUUCAUAGCUUCACAAAACGGUCACGAAAAAGUUGUCGAAUACUUGGCGACAGUCGACGCCGAAAUCAAUCGCGCUGAGAAUAACGGUUGGACACCACUUCACAUAGCUUCACAUAACGGUCACGAAAAAGUAGUCGAAUACUUGGCGACAGCCGGCGCCGAAAUCAAUAGCGCUAAUAAAAACGGUGCGACACCACUUUUCAUAGCUUCACAAAACGGUCACGAAAAAGUUGUCGAAUACUUGGCGACAGUCGGCGCCGAAAUCAAUCGCGCUGAGAAUAACGGUUGGACACCACUUUACAUCGCUUCACAACAAGGUCACGAAAAAGUUGUCGAAUACUUGGCGACAGCCGGCGCCGAAAUCAAUAGCGCUAAUAAAAACGGUGCGACACCACUUUUCAUAGCUUCACAAAACGGUCACGAAAAAGUGAUCGAAUACUUGGCGACAGCCGGCGCCGAAAUCAAUCGCGCUAAUAAAAACGCUGCGACACCACUUUAUAUAGCUUCACAAAUGGGCCACGAAAGAGUUGUCGAAUACUUGGCGACAGUCGGCGCCGAAAUUAAUUGCGCUAAUAAAAACGGUGCUACACCACUUUUCAUAGCUUCACAAAACGGCCACGAAAAAGUUGUCGAAUACUUGGCGGUAGUCGGCGCCGAAAUCAAUCGCGCUGAUAAUGACGGCUGGACACCACUUCACAUAGCUUCACUAAACGGCCACGAAAAAGUUGUCGAAUAUUUGGCGACAGUCGGCGCCGAAAUCAAUCGCGCUGAGAAUGAGGGCUGGAUACCACUUCACAUGGCUUCACAAGACGGCCACAAAAAAGUUGUCGAAUACUUGGUGACAGUCGGCGCCGAAAUUAAUCGCGCUAAUAAAAACGGUGCGACACCACUUUAUGUAGCUUCACAAAACAGUCACGAAAAAGUUGUCGAAUACUUGGUGACAGUCCGCGCCGAAAUCAAUCGCGCUAAGAAUAACGGUGCAACACCACUUUUCAUAGCCUCACAAAACGGCCACGAAAAAGUUGUCGAAUACUUGGCGAUAGUUGGCGCCGAAACCAAUCGCGCUGAUAAUGACGGCUGGAUACCACUUCACAUAGCUUCCUUCCACGGACACGAAAAAGUUGUCGAAUACUUGGCGACAGUCGGGGCCGAAAUUAAUCGCGCCAUUAAAGACGGUGCGACACCACUUUACGUAGCUGCACAAAACGGCCACGAAAAAGUUGUCGAAUACUUGGCGACAGCCGGCGCCGAAAUUAAUCGCGCUAAUAAAAACGGUGCGACACCACUUUACGUAGCUUCACAGAACGGUCACGAAAAAGUUGUCGAAUGCUUGGUGACAGCCGGCGCCGAAAUCAACCGCGCCAUGAAUGACAAUUCAACACCACUUAACAUAGCGUCCCAAAACGGCCACAAAAAAGUUGUCGAGUAUUUAAAGAGAGUCGGCGCUUCUAGAAAGAAUCCUACAAGAAAGAACUUUUCCAAACAGUUUGAUUGUAGUUUAAUGUAGCAAUUUUUCACUUUUAUGAACAAAGCGUAGGUAUAGGUUUAGUAUUAUAAGUAAGUGCUGGUUACAUUACAGAUGAUAUAAUUCAUGUAUCACGUGUUGCGAUUUCACCCAAUAGAAUAUGUUAAUUUCCUUAGAUACACUCAGAACCAGCGCUGGGUAUUAUACCGUCCACCGCAAAGCAAAUAUGUGCCGCCUUUUCAUUUUGUUAAAUAUAUUUUUUAUACAUAUACGUAAUUAUUUCAGAAAUACAUUGAUGAUACUUACAAGAGAAAAUUGAGCUGUUAUUCGUAGACAGUCAUUACACACUUUAUACUGAUUUACAAGGUCGCGCUGAUGACACAAAAUUGAAAAGGAAACUUUUCGUGCUUUAAUUGCAGGAAAUUCUUUCACAAAUUGUUUAUAAUAUAAUCUAUGGUCUGUCCUAACCGGUGCUAAUGGAAAUAAUCGCCAAGUCUACAAGUCUUGUUUCAGGCGUAAGUAAUUUUUUGUCUGUUUUAGCAUCGAAAAACUUCGCUCAGCACUGAUACACAAAUGUAUAAAUAUAACAUAAAAUAAGACAAUUGGAAUAUAAAAUAUGCAUAACAGAUUAACACAAAUAUUAACGGUUAAUUAGUUUUUAAAAAUGCUCCUACACAGCUAAAAAUUCUCUUAACUUAUCCUUAAAAACUUUUAUCCACAACCGAUAUAUCUUGAGGCCAUAACAUUACGGUUUUGGGACGUUUUAUGAGUUUAAUAAAACAUUAGUGCCUUAUAUACUCGUAAAUAAUAAGUUAGAAUUAUUUAGAUCUACUUUUUAACGUUACAUUAAUAUUCACGUUAAUAGACAAAACAUUGUCAUUUUUUCCUUUUUUGUUGGUGAAAGACUAAUAUCAAACGUAGCUGGAAUUGAAGUUUCACAGGCAGUUUCAUUAGCAUUCCGAAUUUCGACUUGUUCAACAUCCUGCCCUUGAAUCACUUUCUCUGUUUCAGUUUUAUUUGAUCGAGAAUCCUUAAUGUAUAGUGAACGACUGAGCAUUGCUUUAUAAAUACACUGAUACAAAAAAUAACUAUUAAAUUUGUUGUAUUUGUUGCUUUUGUUGUGAAAUAUCCUGUUUAAUUGGGGUUGCUGCGGCAGCAUGUGCAAGCGUUGUUAGAAGGAAGCGAGUCCGAAGUCAAGCUGAGUUGCAUUUCCUUUUCCGCGAUUGCUAAGUAUCGACUCAAUCAAAAUUAAGGAGGUCAUGUCAUUACUCCGCAACUAUGGCCGGUCACAUGACUAUAGUUGUCAAUAUAUAACUUUUGGCUCACACCUGAAGAAGUUAGUUGUAUUAGUUGUAUUAGUCGUAUUUGUAUUUGUAGUUGAAGAAGUAGUUGUAGUUGUAGCAGACAAGGGAUAAUUGUAACCAACACCCGUACCAGCGACAUUUUCUUCUAAUAAAUUUGAUAUACUGCCCAAUCUGUUUGAAUUGCCAACCCCUACGCGCAACACUUUGAAAACUUCAUUUAGUAAUCUUGAUUCUUUUUAAACAUUUUCGACUUUUUACGAGUUUACGUCAGAUAUUUCUGAAAAGAAAUGGACAUUAAAUUAUAUAUUUUUUAUAUAAUUUUCCAACAAACACGUAAACAGUUAAUGUCUUAAUAAUAUCCUUAAUAUUUAAGUCCAACUCAUUACUCACAGUUAAUCUCUUCAGUUUAAAGGUUUAUUCGUCGCAAAAAAUAUUGUACACAACACGUUCGUGAGCCUGCUUCCCGCAUUCACGCAAAUGCGGCACUCCCUUCGGUCGUGCCUCAAACAAGCGUUCAUGCGGGAAGCAGGCUAUCCCGAACUAGUUGCGUAAAUUACUAUUUUGUUCUUCGUUGGAAUCUUAUACAUAUACGUAUUACUUGCUAUUAUCCGAAACCAACUUAAAAAAUAAUAAUAAUCUACGUAGGUCUGAAAUCAAUGAAAACGUAUCGUCUGCGUAUAAAUACCAGAACAAAGAAAAAAUUAGGAAAACCGGCAAAAUUUCUUUACAUCACUGCAUCGCUUCUGCUUUUUCGUGAUAUUCAUGACUUGGUCCGGUACUACAUUGUAUAUUUUUUUCGCAACUACUUAGUAUUAUUGAGUUUAAUCAAAGAUUAAAAAUUAUUAGUAACAGUACAAACACUGUUACGAAUAAAAUAAGACCUCGACAUAAAACAGAAUUGUGUUUUCUCUUUUAUUAAAUAAACAAAAAGCAAUGCAUGAGACCGUUUAGCAUGUUCCUCCAUAUUUUCCUGAUUGAUUUUACGACAAUUUAAAGAUGCAAAAGGAUCAACCAAGAAAAUGAAGAAAUAAUUUUGAAUCCCCUUAUCAGUCACAAAUUAUAAUAAAAAGGUGUAAUUUAUCGUAAAUUUAGCCCUAUUGUAAAAUGCAGUACAAGUGAAACUGUAAAAAUACAUAUCUAUAGCAAAGCAAAGGUAUACACAAGAAAGAAGAAAUAAUAAAAUACCUUCAUUCUUCUAGAAAAUAACGACUGACUCAAGUAAUAACGUUGAACUCUCCAGAAUGAUCCAAUCUUCCUUAGGUCAUUUUAUUACGCCGCGCCGUGGUUGGUGGACUAAGUGUCCAAAUUAGGACAAGCGGCUUAGGCAAUGGAGGAUCACCUUCAAGAAACCAAGGAUCUUUUUCGAACACUUCACGAAAUUUUUUUUUAUUUUUUUUUUCUAGGACAUCGAGAGAGCUCUCUAGAGCAGUUAUCCCGAGCGUCUGCACGAAAAACUCUUCACGCGAAAGGAAAAAGUCCUAGGAGCACUAACCGGUUCAGCACAAACAGUGAGACCCUAUGAACUUCCAUCGUCUGAGAAAAACGACCUAAUUCAGUCAACGAAAAACAGCAUCGAGCUACAAACCAACGAAAAGUACGGUACAAAUGUCAAAAUCGGAGAAAUCCUAGUUAUCGAAAAAGCAUACGAAGUGGUACCAUGAUUGUUGCUUCUGUUAUGGAUGCCUGGUGCUUUGCCAAAAUCCGACACCAUGCACCAAGUGUCACAGAUGGUUGUAUUUUAGCGAAACGUGCAAAGGAAAGGAUUUUCAAAUUCUUAGUCAGUCCAUGUAUCUCACUGACUACUGGCUGCUUGCUUUAAAAAUCACGCUUGUGGCAACGAAUGACGAAAAUAACACCGAACCCGAUUAUUGUUCUGACAGUUAUAAGAGAGUUGCAGAAUUGCGGAUUCACAGCCUUGAAUAUAUGUUAUAUGUCUUUGUCUUUGUCCUCUGUGAAAUUUUUCGAUUCGUUAAGAGAAAAGUCUACGCUAUUCGAAGAGAUCAGCGGAUGUGAGGAAAGGUUAAAAGAAUUAUAUUUCUGGAACCUCUAGAUGUGUAAGGUCAACUAUAUCGGGAUGGAUGACUGGUAUAGUCACCAUAAAUAUGAGAGUCCUGUGUGUGGAACUGGGCUAUAUCCUCUAUUCAACAUGUUUGUGAAUUCAUUCUGGAUCUACAAUGAUUAUUAUCAGAGGUUUUUCACACAUUAAGAAAGGAGAACAAUGCUUCAAAUCUUACGGUGAAAAAAUUAAGAUGCGAUCCCACAAGGAAAUAAUGGUUGCGAGCAGAAAUCUCCCGUUACUUAGGUAUAACUGUUUUGUAAUAGUGUUAGUAGUAGAAUUAGCAAAAAACGACUUCAGGAAAUUGAACGACCAAAAGAUAUUGUGUCAAUCGUCUCUUUUGUAGUGUUGCAAAGAACUGACUACAGUAAAGUUCAUGUUAGAUUUGUAUGUAUUUUGUAUUGCUAGCUCAUUUUUCUAUCUUUUCUGUAUAGGUUAAGGAAUAAGUAAUUUCAUGUACAAAGAACAAGAAUUUUGUCAAGGUAUUUAAACAAUAUAAUGUUUUAUGAACAAGA